GGCCCAGGAGGUCAGACUGACGUGGAACUCGGAGUGAGCGGCGUAGGACACGUGGUCGAGGGGUGUCUGGUCUUGCUUCCGGGCCAGGAGCUUCCGCUCGGGGUGGUACAUCUUUCAUAGGAUGGGAAAGUGUCAGCUUCGGCCUUUCGCUGCUUUUCCAAUCCCCACGUGAUGACUCCAUCCUCGAAUAAAGGACAGAGUUUAAAGUAACUGCCCACUCUUCUGCCCACAGUCAAGAUGGCCGCCUCCGCCUCAGCAGCCGAGGUUGCCCUGCGAACCAGAUCCGUCCGGGCGGAAUAAUGGACGUCGUUUAAAAUAAUCCUGUCGCCGCGCUCCUGCCCACAUUGAAAACGGCCGCCUCCGCCUUCAGCAGCCGAGGUUGCUCCGCGAAUCCGAUUCUUCCGGGCGGAACCAGCGGAGAGAACUGCCGUGGGCGGAGCUGAGUUGCGGAGGCUCCGAGUCCGGGGCGGCUCGAGUCCGGCGGUCGCGUGUGCUCGGGACGGAGCGGGCCGGGCCGGGCCGGGCGGCCACCAUGCGGGCCUUCCCGGAGCUGCCGACGCCGUUGCUGGUGAACUUGAUGGGCUCGCUGCUGGGGUUUGCGGCCACCGUCACCCUCAUCCCAGCCUUUCGCGGCCACUUCAUCGCCGCGCGCCUCUGUGGAAAGGACCUCAACAAGCCGGGCCAGGAGCCGAUCCCCGAGUCGCAGGGAGUGAUCAGCGGGGCCGUGUUCCUCAUCAUCCUCUUCUGCUUCAUCCCCUUCCCUUUCCUGACCUGCUUUGUGGAGGAGCAGUGCAAAGCCUUCCCCCACCAUGAACUGGUGGCCCUGAUAGGCGCGCUCCUGGCCAUCUGCUGCAUGAUCUUCCUGGGCUUCGCGGACGACGUCCUGAACCUGCGCUGGCGCCACAAGCUGCUGCUGCCCACCGCGGCCUCGCUCCCUCUCCUCAUGGUCUAUUUCACCAACUUCGGCAACACCACCAUUGUGGUGCCCAAGCCCUUCCGUCCGAUUCUGGGCCUGCAUUUGGACUUGGGGAUCCUGUACUAUGUCUACAUGGGGCUGCUGGCCGUGUUCUGCACCAACGCCAUCAACAUUCUCGCAGGGAUCAAUGGCCUAGAGGCUGGCCAGUCACUAGUCAUUUCUGCUUCCAUCAUCGUCUUCAACCUGGUGGAGCUGGAAGGUGAUUGUCGAGAUGACCAUGUCUUCUCCCUCUACUUCAUGAUGCCCUUCUUUUCCACCACCUUGGGAUUGCUCUAUCACAACUGGUACCCAUCACGGGUGUUUGUGGGAGAUACCUUCUGUUACUUCGCUGGCAUGACCUUUGCCGUGGUGGGCAUCUUGGGACACUUCAGCAAGACGAUGCUACUCUUCUUCAUGCCCCAGGUGUUCAACUUUCUCUACUCCUUGCCUCAGCUCCUGCAUAUCAUCCCCUGCCCUCGCCACCGUGUGCCCAGGUCCUGGGCAGUGCUGUCACCUUCUCCAUUCGGUACCAGCUUGUCCGGCUCUUCUAUGAUGUCUGAGCUCCCUGAUCAUUGCCUUCACUUCACAGUCUCCAGGGCUCCCGACUCAGGCCAAGGACUCAGGCCAACCUCGUUCUAUCUAGACCAAGACUGCCCCUCAGCCCAGGCCGCUCCCUCCCCUCCUCCUCCCCAGCCUUUCCUUUCCCCUGUGAUAGCUGACAUGCUGGGCCGUGACUAUUGAUUGGAGUUUGCCUGUAGUUUCUUCCACUUGCCACAGCCGCUGAGGGGGGACAUGUGGCUGUUCGGUUUCCACAGCUCCGACCUUCAGGAAUAGGCUGGGCCUGGGGCAGAGCCCUGGCUCCUGACAGGGACACGGCUCGGAGAAGACUUCACAUGAGACUAUAAGUUAAGGGUUCUAAUUAGUAAAAGAAGAUGGGGGUGCAGGUGCUCCCAGUGGUAACAAUAAAGCGAUGUGUUUUUUCUUGUC
Messenger RNA from Myotis daubentonii (Daubenton's bat), 1942 nucleotides. It is a transcript of the gene DPAGT1, whose product is annotated as dolichyl-phosphate N-acetylglucosaminephosphotransferase 1. NCBI's taxonomy places the organism in Eukaryota, Metazoa, Chordata, Mammalia, Chiroptera, Vespertilionidae. The record is from RefSeq and is a predicted model, not a curated record. Gene Ontology annotation, biological process: dolichol-linked oligosaccharide biosynthetic process. Gene Ontology annotation, molecular function: UDP-N-acetylglucosamine-dolichyl-phosphate N-acetylglucosaminephosphotransferase activity. Gene Ontology annotation, cellular component: membrane.